Aspergillus wentii DTO 134E9 is the source of this 1177-nucleotide messenger RNA. RefSeq lists its product as uncharacterized. The transcript is spliced from 3 exons. The coding region runs from base 151 to 981 and encodes 276 amino acids. The record is from RefSeq and is a predicted model, not a curated record. NCBI's taxonomy places the organism in Eukaryota, Fungi, Ascomycota, Eurotiomycetes, Eurotiales, Aspergillaceae.
AUACAUACUGGCAUUUUGGGAGUUUGCAUUUGUCCUUGCUUAGCUUUGUCAUCCUCUUGUUUACUUGGCUCUUUUUUCUACUUCUUUUCUAUAAAAUUCAUUAGUGUCUUUUUCCACCGUCCGUUAUCCUCGGUCUUUGUCAGUCUUACAAUGAGCGCAAAGCCCUCAUCAGUCGCCCCGGACGUAUGGGAGGAUGACUGGGAGAAACAGGCCGAUACCUUAACCAGCGAUGCGACCCCGCCCCCUCUGGAGAAAAAAGUGUCGUCCAAGGUCACCAAAGCACAGCGCAGGGCACAGCAGGCUGAGUUUAACCGCCAAUUAUGGGCUGAAGCAGAGUCUCCAGAGACCUUUCAUUUCCUGGAAUCCCGCUCCGAAGUUCCUUUGAAACAGGAAUUCAAACCAACUGUCACUGUUCUCAGUCGCAAGCCUCAGUUGGCUACACGACAGUCUUCGUCCAUCGGCUCCGCGACAGCAGGCGUUGCACGACUGGCUCUAAGCUCCGAGGCUGGUAUUGACGAUUCUGACGAUGAGGAGGACAAGCCUCCAGAACCGACUCCGGAAGAACGCCAAGCUAUUGCGUUGAAGAAUCGCGAAGAGAAGCAGCGCAAAUACGAAGAAGUUCGCGAAAGACUAUUCGGGAGCCCCUCCGCAACUACAUCGGGCGCCUCGUCGCCUCGCAGUUCAACCCCGCCAAAGCCGCACGAGGGCAGAGGGAAAGGAAAGGGCCGUGGCAGUGGAAGGGACAAUCGGGAGAAGAGGGACUCGUCAGCUGCGUCGUCGAAGUCAAGACAACUCUAUGACCCAGGCCACACGGCCAAACCGAAUCCAGCCUAUAUACAGAGGAAAGAGAGACAACCAACGGGACAACGACCUGGGAGCGAACCACAAUCCCCACGACAGCCGGUCCGUUCUCCUAGGGCCCCAGACCCUAGUGGAAGAGGCGGUUUUAGAUCAGGUAACAGAGGUGCAAAGGCAAGUUAAAUUUGCACAUAUGGAAAUUUACAGGUUGGGCCAUGCUCAACCAUAACCAAAACGAGUCGCCCAGGUAUUAUUUGUUCUUUUGCCAGCGCAAAUGCAGCAUAUGAUGCUUGGAGACUCGUUACACCAAGGGCUUGGAACUUUCAACCACCGAAGCCCACAAACCUCAUGGAAGACCCUUUCCCGAAUUAAUGGCAUU